Molecule: messenger RNA, 3936 nt
Organism: Somion occarium
Lineage: Eukaryota; Fungi; Basidiomycota; Agaricomycetes; Polyporales; Cerrenaceae
Source: the annotation of a GenBank genome assembly
CAGCCUGAUUUUGCCUUGAACGUUGUUGACAUCUCUACACAUAGAUGUGCGCAUAUAGGGCGGCUUUGAAGCUGUCUCCCGAGGCAACAAGAAAUGUUUCAUCGGGACCCUAUGAUCCUUAGUUACACAUGGUACUUCCAUUUCUCGACGACAGUCCAAAGCUUUUGGGACAAAUCAGGUCUAUAGAAGUCUGGAUCAGAAGACUUCUUUACGGUCAGUUGAUUCAGGGCAAACAACUAUGCGAGACCUUCCCUGCGGCAUCUUCGACCCGGACUCUAGAAGACGCUUGCCUCGGCGUAGGCCACUUUUUGUAUAAGUAGCUGAACGUUCGUGAGGUUGAAACCCCCAGCCCACCCGCUCGUCAGUUUCAGACAAGAUGAUGUGGAGGAGACUUACCGUCCUAUCGCUCUUAGGGGUAGCUUAUGCUACAAUCACUGACCCUAGUGUCUUGGACGCUUGCCCAGGCUAUAAGGCGACACAUGUCAAUGUCGGAGGCGCGAAGUUGACUGCUAAUCUUGAAUUAGCCGGAACAGCGUGCAAUGUCUUCGGUCCUGACAUCAACAAGUUAAAGCUUGAAGUCACUUAUGAGACCAAGACGCGUAUUCAUGUCAAGAUUUCUGACGCGUCCUCGGCGCGUUACGAAGUCCCUGAAUCCGUCUUGCCUCGACCGAAAGCAGACCCGUUCACGUUGCCUCAGAGUUCGGCGAUUCAGUUCAACUACACAACCUCUCCUUUCUCAUUUUCCAUCUUCCGCAAGAAGACGGAGGAGGUUCUGUUCUCUACGGCCUCACACGCUCUCAUUUUCGAACCUCAAUACCUUCGCCUCAAAACCAACCUUCCUUCAAAUGCGAAUAUCUACGGUUUAGGCGAACACACCGAUACCUUCCGUCUUCCCACGCACAACUAUACCCGGACACUUUGGAGUCGCGAUGCUUAUCUCGUUCCAAAUGGCACUAACUUGUAUGGAAAUCACCCGAUUUAUUUCGAACAUCGUACAAGUGGAACACAUGGGGUGUUCCUUGCCAAUUCAAAUGGUAUGGACAUCAAGCUCGAUGAUACGAAUUUGACGACUCUGGAGUACAAUGUCAUUGGAGGCAUUCUGGACUUUUACUUCCUUGCUGGAAGCGAAACUGACCCUACUGAAGUUGCAAGGCAAUAUGCUGAGAUCGUGGGUACCCCUGCCGAGGUGCCUUAUUGGUCUCUCGGCCUCCAUCAAUGUCGCUUUGGAUAUCAGAACUAUAUCGAGGUUGCGGAGGUGAUCACAAACUAUUCUGCUGCUGCUAUUCCCUUGGAGACGAUGUGGACAGACAUUGAUUAUAUGUUCAAACGUCGCAUCUUCACUAUUGAUCCUGACUAUUUCCCAAUGAGUCGCAUGCGUGAAAUCGUCGACUACUUGCAUUCGCAUGAUCAGAGAUUUGUACUGAUGACCGAUCCUGCUGUGGCGUACCUGCCAGGGGAAGGAUAUCCUACAUUUGAUCGUGGAACACAAGCAGAUAUUUGGCUCAAAGCUGCUAAUGGAAGUGUCAGUUUGGGUGCAGUGUGGCCUGGUGUGACCGUCUUCCCAGAUUGGUUCCACCCGAAGGUCCAGGACUACUGGAACAGGGAGUUCGCUAUCUUCUACAGUCCCAAAAGAGGUCUUGAUAUUGAUGGUGCAUGGAUCGACAUGAACGAGCCUUCCAGCUUCUGCAACUACCCCUGCACAGACCCAUUCCAACAAGCCAAAGAGCAGGACUUACCCCCACCUCGCACCUCAUUGCCACCAGAUCCUCACGCCCCAAUAUUCAAUCAAACUCAAGGACAGACACAGACGACCCUUAGCUUGAAUAGGAAGCGUGUAAACCACAGCGGGGAGGAUUUGCAGAAUCCUCCUUACGCUAUUGCCAAUGCAGCAGGUUCAGGUGCUCUGAGCGAUCGUACUGCAUACGUUGAUGCCAAGCAUGCGAAUGGGCUGAUGGAAUAUGAUACUCACAACCUAUACGGCACAAUGAUGUCUACUGCGACACAUAAUGCUAUGCUAGCGCGUCGGCCUGGUUUGCGAACACUCGUCAUAACUCGUUCAACGUUCGCAGGAGCCGGUACUCGAGUUGGCAAAUGGCUUGGUGAUAAUAAUAGCGAGUGGGAACACUAUCGCAAGAGUAUCGCUGGUAUAUUAGGCAUGGCUGGUAUUUAUCAAGUCCCAAUGGUUGGCGCGGAUAUCUGCGGAUACGCUGGUAAUACGACGGAGACCUUGUGCGCUAGAUGGGCGAUGCUGGGUGCAUUCUAUACUUUCAUGAGAGAUCACAACUCAGAUACUUCCAUUAGUCAAGAGUUCUAUCGUUGGCCUACUGUUGCCCAGGCCGCCAGAAACGUUCUUGACAUUCGAUAUCGUUUGAUCGACUACGUCUAUACUGCUCUGCACCAGCAGCACAUCGAUGGAACGCCCGUUCUCCAGCCGCUUUGGUACCAAUACCCUCAAGAUGCAUCUACAUUCCCCAUUGACCUCCAAUUCUUCUUUGGUCCCUCAAUCCUCGUAUCACCCGUUACAGAGGAGAACUCCACCACUGUCAGCCCCUACUUCCCGAAGGAUAUUUUCUACGAUUUCCAGACUUUGGCACCUUUCGAGGGUCAGGGUUCAAGUGUAACACUUGAGAACGUCAACUUCACCUCCAUCCCGGUCCAUAUUAAAGGAGGUGUCGUCUUGCCACUUCGCGAGAAGGGUGCCAUGACCACCACGGAACUCAGGAAGACCGAUUUCGAGCUUGUCGUCGCCCCUGGUACUGAUGGUCAAGCCACUGGCUCGCUCUACUUCGAUGACGGGGUGUCUAUCACGCAGAAGUUCUCCACUACAGUUCUCUUCUCAUUCAAGAAGUCAAUCUUGUCAGUGACUGGCCAGUUCGGGUUCACGACACAAGUGAAUGUUGCUAGGGUCAAGUUCCUUAACGUGAGCAAGGCUCCAAAGAACGUCAAGUUGAAUGGGAGGGAUUUGAAAAAGAGUUCCGUUGAGUACGACCCAAUAGGUAAAGUACUGAUUGCGAGCCUCGGUAUUCCUUUCCGUCAAGGUUUCGAUGUAGACUACUCUUGAGCAUAUGAAUUUUCCUUGCUGACGUUCACGUUCAUCGACACGCAUGUGCCCCCACGUGUGGCGUCACAUGCGGACUUUCAAUAGUCAACGUUCAACUUUCUGUAUCCCUUAGUACCUCUCAUCAGUACCUCUCCUCCCCCACCUGAAGACAGUAUUAUGAAACGCGUAUCAACCAAAGGACUACAUGCAGCGUACAAGCCGCACUAUGACGAACGCAUAGCUGAAAUGGCGCCUCCACUUUCUGAGCUCCCGCCUAUUAUGAUUCCCCAGACGACCCGGAAAGUUUCUCAACCACCAGUUCUACGCUAUGGCGUCGAGAUUCCGGACGAGAAGCUUUACGAGCUGGCGGACAAGUAUUGUGACUAUCGCCGGGACCAGUUUGUUAGCGAUUGGAACUAUGCUAUAUUGCACGACCUUCCGUUCUACAACGAAGCCAUCGCCGCAGGACGCGCAUUGGCCUACCUGUCAGAGCAAUUUGGCCAUGAUAUGAGACUCGAGCGCAUGCCCGUCUAUUGCUCAGGCAGUGCCAUGAGACUCGUUUCCAUUUGCACCAACUACGCGAUGAGCGGUAAGGCUGUUGAGACGGCUCGGAAGCUUCGGGACUAUUUUGAGCUGACGGAAGAAGCGCAAUGGUACCUUGAUAUGGAAUACUGGUGGUGGACCCUCCGUUGACAUCUAUGCUUGGGCUGCAUACAAUAUAAUAAAUUCAUUUUGUCCUCGUUCUUCCUUUGUACAGUACCUGCUUUCCACUUCUCCCGUUAUCGCUACGCCCGUGUGGCUUUUCAUUGUUCCAUUCCUACUGCAUUUGUCUUUCGUGGUGCUGCGUAGAUGUUUGAGGGUGGCUCUUGACUCUGAACGCUCUGAACAUUUAAGGU